Messenger RNA from Arachis duranensis, 666 nucleotides. RefSeq lists its product as uncharacterized. Lineage: Eukaryota; Viridiplantae; Streptophyta; Magnoliopsida; Fabales; Fabaceae. Bases 1 to 666 code for a protein of 221 amino acids. The transcript is spliced from 2 exons. The record is from RefSeq and is a predicted model, not a curated record.
AUGACCACCCAUCCCCAUAUGAACACAUAUGAGGCCAUUGAUUUUUUAAAAGAAGAGUUUGAUCUAGUACUACAUCCUAAAAUAGUUUACAGAGCUGUGAGGGAAGCCAAAGACAGGAUCAUGAGAAACGAGGUAGAACAGUAUGGGAAUCUUAGAGACUAUCUAAUGGAGAUACAUAAAAGCAAUCCAAGGUCUUCUGCGUUGUUGGACGUUAUUCCCCAGCCACAAGCACCCCCAACAUUCGACAAAAUGUAUAUAUGUUUCGAUGCCUGUAAGAGGAGAUUUAGGAGUGGAUGCAGGCCGUUGAUUCACUUGGAUGGAGCAUUCCUCAAGACCUAUCAUGGGGGCCAAUUGCUGUCUGCUGUGGCACAGGAUGCUAAUAACCAGUUUUAUGUCAUUGCAUUUGCUGUGGCAAGGUCUGAAUCGAAAGAGUCAUGGAAAUGGUUUUUGACCCUAUUACAAGAGGACAUUGGAGAUGUGCAACAACAUGGUUGGAAUUUUAUGUCCGACAUGCAAAAGGGACUGAUGCUUCCAUUGAAGGAGAUAAUACCGAAUGCACAUGUGCGCAAUUCUGUCAUGCACAUGUGGAAGAAUUUUAUCAACCGUUUAAAGGACAUAUAUCAGGAAAAUUGUGUGGGACUGUGCAAAAUGCACAACUGUGGCUGA